Pangasianodon hypophthalmus (striped catfish) is the source of this 5854-nucleotide messenger RNA. RefSeq names its product natriuretic peptide receptor 1b (gene npr1b). The record is from RefSeq and is a predicted model, not a curated record. The transcript has 23 exons. Gene Ontology annotation, biological process: intracellular signal transduction; receptor guanylyl cyclase signaling pathway; cGMP biosynthetic process. Gene Ontology annotation, molecular function: protein kinase activity; peptide receptor activity; ATP binding. The coding region runs from base 678 to 3947 and encodes 1089 amino acids. Gene Ontology annotation, cellular component: membrane. Lineage: Eukaryota; Metazoa; Chordata; Actinopteri; Siluriformes; Pangasiidae.
ACAGUCUUACAGUGUUACUCAGGCGUCUCUUGCUCGGUCUGACACCAGGCUGCUGUUCAAUCAGGAUACUCCAGCUUGUAGCAGAGCCAACAUUUCACUGCAUCACUAUAAUAUAUAGCCGUAUUGAAGAUUCUGCCCCAGUUCUUUACUGCAGGCGAUGAAGAGUUUUCAGUGCUGUUACUUCAACUCUGGAGCCGCAGGAAUGCUGUCAGCAUGAGAGAACAUUUAGCCCAGAUCUUCCAUGGUCAUAAUGAAUGAUUGACUCUUUGGCUCAAUGUGCCCUGCGUUGUGUGGAUGUAUGGAUUUAUUGGCUUCUGUGGAUGAUUUAGAAGCAUAUCUUUACACAAUUUGGAGGUGUUUGCUAUUGUGUGAGCCACCGGAGUGCUUUAUUACCAAAGGAACAUACUCAGUAUUUUUCUCUCCAGCCUAUUUGGAUGCUACAGCUGUAGUGAUAGCAGUAGUCGAGAGCCAUAACCACCCCAGCUGCUGCACAGAGCACAGCCUGACAUGGAGAUAACCUGUGCUUUAUUUUAGGUAAUGUAGUUUGAAGAAAUCAACCCUGGUGUAAGGGCUCUGCCUGGGCAGGACACACACACACACACACACACAGCAUUAGAGCAGUCUGAAAGUUAGUGAGAAGCUGUAAUGUGCUGUGUACACUCUCAUCAGAGCUGCCCAUGCGGGUAAGUGUGUUUCAGACUCUUAGGCUUAGGGGAGUGAAGUGUGGAGCCAUGAGUCUGCUGUGCUGGUUAGAGGGAGGUAGGCACUCUGUAGCCCCAUUGCUGCUGCUCCUGCUCUGCUGUCCUUCUCUUUCUAUCCGUCCCAGAUCCUCCCAUCCCCGUGAGCCACACAAACACAUGCACAAACAGGAAAACAUUACACUGGCUGUUAUUCUGCCUAAGGACAAUAUCUUGUACCCGUGGGCCUGGCCACGUGUGGGACCUGCCCUACUGCGCGCAAUAGAACUCAUCAACGCAGAUUCUUCGCUCCUGCCUGGGUACAGACUGCACCACGUUUUUAGUAACAGUGAGAAUGCUGAUGGUAUUUGCUCUGAAUCUGUUGCUCCACUAAUGGCUGUGGACCUGAAGUUCAGUCAUGAGCCAUGGGCUUUCAUUGGCCCAGGUUGUGACUACACAGCAUCUCCAGUGGGCCUCUUCACCACACACUGGGGUCUACCCAUGAUCACGGCAGGGGCACCAGCAAUAGGCUUCCUCCGUGCCGGGGUCUACACCUCCAUUACUAACACAGGCCCUACGCACAAAAAGCUGGGUGAGUUUGGCCUUCAUGUGUGUAGACACUUUGGCUGGGGCCAGCAUGCCCUGUUGAUGUUUGGAGACAGCAAAAUGAGUGAGCGCGAGUGCUAUUUUGCCAUCGAGGGUCUUUAUAUGGAGUUGCAUGAUGCCAAAAUCACCACGGUGGACCUUGUGUUUGAGGAGGACAGCAAGUCCAUCAACUACUCUGAGCAUCUGCAUAAGAUAAAAGAAGAGGGUAGAGUGGUGUUUGCAUGCUGUGCUCCGGAUAUCUUUCGGCAGCUAAUGGUGAACUUCCGAAAGGCGAAUCUUCCUCAGGAGGAGUUUGUCUUCAUCUACAUUGAUAUCUUUGGACGCACCGUGGUGUCACAACCUGCCCGGCCUUGGGCCAGAGGAGACGCUGACGAUGACCUAGCAAAAGAAGCAUACCAGAGUGUGAAAAUCCUGACAUACAGAGAGCCACAGAAUCCAGAGUAUAAAGACUUUGUCACUGAUCUGAAAGCAAAUGCUAAGAAGAUGUUCAACUUCACAGUGGAGGACUCUCUGAUGAACAUAAUAUCUGGAGGAUUCUAUGAUGGCCUAAUGCUGUAUGCUCAUGCACUCAAUGAGAGUUUAGCAGAUAGUCAGAGCCAACUGUCAAGAGAAAGUGUCACAAAAAGGAUGUGGAACCGAACAUACUAUGGUGUGACCGGACUUGUGCAGAUAGAUGAUAAAGGAGAUAGAGAGACUGACUUUGCUUUAUGGGAUAUGACUGACACCAACACCAGCAUCUUUGAGAUUGUGGCUGUGUAUAAUGGUACAAAGAAACAGAUGGAGACGCUGCCUGACAUGGCCUUCCACUGGCCAGGAGGCAGUGUUCCCCCUGACAUGCCUUUCUGUGGUUUCAAGAAUGACAACCUUGCGUGUAUCGCACGGACCAUCACAAUGCACCAGAUGGUGUCAAUUGUCGUGUUCUUUAUCCUUGUCAUCAUCUUUACUGUCACCGUCUUCAUAUAUAGGAAGCUGAAGUUGGAGAAGGAGCUGGCUGCUCAGCUCUGGAGGAUCUUCUGGGAGGAUUUGCACAUGAGCAAUCUAGAGAAGGUGCUGCGCAGUGCGGGCAGCAAACUGACCCUCUCUCUGCGAGGAUCAAACUAUGGCUCUCUGCCGACUGCUGACGACAACUUCCAGAUGUUUGCUAAGACUGCCUACUUUAAGGGAAACAUUGUGGCUAUCAAAUUUGUCAACAGGAAACGCAUCGAACUCACCAGGAAAAUGCUGUUUGAACUGAAGCAUAUGCGGGAUGUGCAGAACGAUCAUCUAACUCGCUUUAUUGGGGCAUGCAUUGAUCCUCCCAACAUCUGCAUAGUCACAGAGUACUGCCUGCGAGGCAGUCUGCAGGACAUUCUGGAGAAUGAGAGCAUCACACUCGACUGGAUGUUUAAAUACUCACUGAUCAAUGACAUUGUGAAGGGAAUGGCCUUCCUUCAUAACAGUGUGAUUGUAUCCCAUGGUAAUUUGAAGUCCUCAAACUGUGUGGUGGAUAACCGCUUUGUGUUGAAAAUAACUGACUAUGGGUUAUCAAGCUUCAGGACUGAAUCCAACAGCGAGGACGCUCACUCCUACUAUGCACGGAAGUUGUGGAUGGCUCCAGAGCUGUUGAGGAUGGGCAGCCCUCCUGCAGGCGGCACACAGAAAGGAGAUGUCUACAGCUUUGGCAUCAUCCUGCAGGAGGUGGCACUGCGCAGAGGUGUCUUCUACAUAGAGGGAGAGACACUCAGUCCUAAAGAGAUAGUGGACCGUGUGGCUCUGGGUGAGUGGCCAUACCUGCGGCCGGCUGUUAACACCCAGGCGCACAGUGAGGAGUUGGGGCUCCUGAUGCAACGCUGCUGGGCAGAGGAGCCUGCAGAGAGACCAGAGUUCAGCCACAUCAAAGUACUUCUGCUCAAACAGAACAGGGAGCACAGCAGGGAUAUCCUGGAUAACCUGCUGUCUCGGAUGGAGCAGUAUGCUAAUAAUCUGGAGGAGCUGGUGGAGGAGAGGACGCAGGCUUACCUGGAAGAGAAGCGCAAGGCGGAAGCCCUACUCUACCAGAUACUGCCCCACUCAGUGGCAGAGCAGCUGAAGAGGGGGGAGACCGUGCAGGCUGAGGCUUUCGACUCAGUCACCAUCUACUUCAGUGAUAUUGUGGGUUUUACUGCCCUGUCUGCUGAAAGCACACCACUGCAGGUGGUGACUCUCCUAAAUGAUCUCUACACGUGUUUUGAUGCUAUUAUAGACAACUUCGAUGUUUACAAGGUGGAGACGAUUGGUGAUGCCUACAUGGUUGUCUCCGGUCUGCCGGUGCGUAAUGGCAAGAUGCAUGCAUGUGAGAUUGCCCGCAUGUCCCUUGCUCUGCUCGAGGCCGUCAAAACAUUUAAGAUUCGUCACCGACCGGACCAGCAGCUCAAACUGCGCAUCGGUAUCCACAGUGGCCCUGUAUGUGCUGGUGUAGUAGGGCUAAAGAUGCCUCGGUACUGUUUAUUUGGAGACACAGUGAACACAUCAUCACGCAUGGAGUCCAAUGGCGAGGCCUUAAAGAUCCACGUGUCAUCGGCAACACAUGAUGUGCUGCAGGAAUUUAACUGCUUCCAGCUUGAGCUGAGAGGAGAUGUGGAAAUGAAGGGCAAGGGCAAGAUGAGGACCUACUGGCUGCUGGGAGAGACAAAGAGCAGUGAGUGAAUGGCGUAAGGUGCUGAGCAGGACCCAGAUGGUGCACCUAAAUCCCUGCUGCCAGGACUUCCUCCCUCUGUUUGCACAGUCCUUCACCUGUAUUCCAGUAUACAGCAUUGUUGGAGUUGAACUCUGGCUUUUCUACUGAUUGAGAAACUUUUAGAUAUUUUGUACACUGUGAUCACCACUUGUUGAUAUUUUGCUUUUAUAAAUUAAACACGUAAUGUCAUUAAGAUCCUGAGCAGACAUGUAAUCCCAUUAAACACAGCUAGUAGUAUUUAUGUAUCUCAAGGUUCUGAGGUGUUUUAGAGGAUGGGUGCCAUCUGAGUCUGUUGAUUACUCUAACUUACAGGAUAGAAAGUCUCUUCAGCUUUUUAGGGAUUUUGUCCAAAUUGAACUUUAUAUUGUGAAAUGAUUUAUACUAUAUAAUUUAUUUCACAUGAAUAACAUCUGUAUUUUCGUGAAGAAUGUACAGUGAUUAUUUUCUGUGACAGAGUACAACUGACAUUGCAUCUAGCUGUUAAGACUUUGCUCUUUUUCAUUCUUGUUAAAAAAAUGAAAUGCUGAGCAGUAUAUGUUUUAAUAUUGAUGUUUCAGAGUAGAAUCUGUUCUAGAUAAUAAAAAAGAAAUCACGAAAGUGGUACUUCUUCCAGACAGAAUUCAGCACACUCAGAUUAUAAUCCGACUAUCAUUAUUAUUAAUUAUUAAUUGUUAUUUUACUAAUGCAAGAUGUACCUGAUUUUCAAUAGGUUUUUACAAUGUUAUCUAAUUAAAAUUCCCCUCUUCAGAAAGGGGAAAACUUGGCUCCAAAAUCAUUGUAUUUUUUUGCUAUAUUUUACAUUGUUAUUUUUCUAGCAUAUUAGGCCUCAAAUACUCUGUAUAUGAGGAAAUUGUUGGAGCUUGGGGUUUUUCCAAUCUGCAGUGAUAUUCAGUGUAUUUUUGUAAUAAUUAUUGUUUAUGAAUUUAUAAUGGAACAUUUAGCACCCACAUAACACUAAGUCAUAACUGCAUAUUAGUUAUUGUACACUAUAAUUUUCUGAAUUACAUUGUAAUAAUAGCACACUAUUUUUAUGUUAUUGCUAGCUACAUGCGAGUGCACUUGAAUUAAAACGAGUGCCUUUCAAUUACGUAAAAUACGUAAAAAUUUUGUGCUGAGAUAGAUUUAUAUGAGCUCCAGUGCCAUCUGUUGGUUGUAUGAGUCCUUGACUAUGAUUUAAAAAUGUUUUUAAUUUUCACUGAAAUGCAGUGUUUGCCCUGAAAGUAUUUCCCUUACUAAAGUAUUUUAUAUACCACUUCAUGACAAUGCAUUAUCACUGGAAAAAGCCUGCAAAAUCUAAUCCUCUAAAACAAAAACAUUUUAAAUAAACUUUUUAAAACGUCUCCUGACAUAAUGAGAGACGUUUGUUCGUUGCUUUUACCACAAGUCUUAUUUAUUGUAUUUCCCUCCAGAUGUAGUGAUCCAUGCCCCGUAUUUUCAUCGAUAGGCUGCGUUUUCUGGGGUCGAUGCCGUUGAAUCUACUGGAACGUAUCGCAUGUAGCGGUUCCAUGGUGUAAUGGUUAGCACUCUGGACUCUGAAUCCAGCGAUCCGAGUUCAAAUCUCGGUGGAACCUGUUUGUCUUUCUUUAUGGGGCAAAGCACAUGGGGAUUCUCUGCAAAUGUCAAAGAGCUAAUCUCAUGCCUGAGCCUAGGUUUGGCCAGGACGCUUGCCUCAUAGUCAUUAGUAUGCAUGUCUCACAUGUCUUGGGAAGUAAUAGUGCCUGUAAUACCAUAUGCUUCCUACUGUGUAAUAAAUGAUUAACUGUGAUCUAAUAUUUGCAAUAAGCAUUUCUUCCACAGCACAAUAAAUAAUCAAUCAAAUAAUGGGCUAUUCUACAAAACCAACCUGAUAAAAUCCAGUGUUUAAUAAAUUAUUUAA